GUUGCGCCUUCCCUCGGUUAGCAAAUUUGUGCUGUGCUCAGCACAGAUUGAUUGUGCUUCGAAAUUCCAAGAAUCGCUCCCGAAGUGUCAUCGCAUGACAUGACACAAGAGCAGAGAGAUCACCUUCCCAGUUUUAUCACAAGAAUUGAGCUUCCUUCUGUUCUCCAGCGUUACCUAGGGUGUGUUCGAGUUUUUUUCAUCAAAGCAAGCGCCUUCCCAAUGUCGGCGACAGCGCAUCGAUCGCAUCUAGCCCAGCAUUCUUCAUACCAUCGAGCGCUACGGACGGUGCUCGUGCGCGUGAUGGCUUCCAUACGCCCGAAUCGGUCCACUGGGCAGACCAAGAAACCCACCAACAAACCGGUCAGCGCGAAGAAGCGCCCCACAUCGAACGUGUUCAGCGUGCUGGAGCAGCACCAGGUGGCGGAGUUGCGCGAGCUGUUCAACCUGCUCGACACGAGCCACGCGGGAGUGGUCGGCCGGGAGGAGCUGCGCGACAUGCUGACCGUGUGGUACGAGCGGGCCCCGACCGACCAGCUGCUGGACGAGCUGAUGGCCGAGGCACGAGGUUUGCCGCUCAACUUUACCCUCUUCCUGACGCUGUUUGCGCAGAAGCUGCGCGAUACCGAUCCGCCGGAAGUGCUCCAGAACGCGUUCCGCUGCUUCGACAGCAACGGGGACGGGACGGUCGAUGCGGAGGAGCUGCGCCUGUGGCUUACGACGAAGGGCGAUCAGCGGCUGACGGACGAGCAGGUGGACGAAAUCUUCUGCCGGCUGGUGCCCGAGAAUGGGCGGGUGAAGUAUGACGCGUUCGCGAACCUCUUUCACGACUGCUAGGGUAGGAUCGAAGAUGGCUGUGGUUUGUUUUCAAUUGUGCGGAAUUGUCGCGAAGUGGCGAAACGUCGUGCGAAAGUAAACUGCGCCGGGUAAAAGUACCAUCAUCCUUGUGCGUGAAAUUGCUGUGAGCCUGUGCUGUUUUCAUUGAUUCACAUUAAAAAUGAACAUUAGUGUCCGGAAAAAUACCCACUACCCCCCUUCGAA
Molecule: messenger RNA, 1038 nt
Organism: Anopheles arabiensis
Lineage: Eukaryota; Metazoa; Arthropoda; Insecta; Diptera; Culicidae
Product: myosin regulatory light polypeptide 9-like
Exons: 1
Coding region: 100-834 (244 amino acids)
Biological process (GO): locomotion; post-embryonic development
Cellular component (GO): cytoplasm; myosin II complex
Molecular function (GO): myosin heavy chain binding; calcium ion binding
Source: RefSeq, a predicted model, not a curated record